AUAGACGCCGGAAUAAUCUCAUAGAACCUUCCGCUCGAUAUUUACACACAGGCCCCUAAAUACGAUCGCUUACUUAAAAAUUGUCUACAACGUAUGAUAUCCUAUGACAAUUGUUAAUAGCCAGAAUAUACUUUUUCAUUUUUCAUUUUCUUUUUUGCUCGUAACGAGUGAAUUUAAACAGCCGAGGAAUGUAUCAGAUAAUUUUGGGCCUGGGGUGGUGUGCAGAGGAAUGGCCUCCAAAUUCUGCUUCUUGCCCAGAUCGUUUCCAUUUCUUCCCGUUUGCAUUGAAUCUACUUAUGCAAAAUUAAGUUUAAAUAGAAGUAGAUUAAUAUUGAAGAAUCGUAGAAGGAAGGACGCUGGAUUACUCACAGUGGCGAGAAUUGUAGUAGGAGGAUCCGAAGCAGAAGAAGAAAAAGGGGCUCAAAAUAAUAAUGCGAGACAGUCAAACUUGGAACAAAUUCAAAGGGAUGGAGAACCUCCCACCUUUGUUUCGGCACCCGGUCGUCGGAUUGUAGCAGUUGGAGACUUGCAUGGUGAUCUUGUUAAAGCAAGGCAAGCUUUGAGGAUUGCUGGCGUGUUGAGUGCUGAUGGUCAUGAUUGCUGGACAGGCGGGAGUACAGUCCUGGUUCAACUAGGUGAUAUAUUGGAUCGAGGAGAAGAUGAAAUAGCUAUUAUGUCACUAAUAAGAUCAUUAACCAUGCAAGCUGAAAUCUAUGGUGGGGCUGUCUUUCAGGUUUCAUUUUCGGUGAAUGGAAAUCAUGAAACUAUGAAUGUAGAUGGAGAUUUUCGUUAUGUUGAUCAUGGUGCAUUUGAUGAGGCUGAAGACUUUAUGGAAUAUUGCAAUAUGCAUGGUGAUGAUUGGGAAGCUGCUUUUAUUGAAUGGAUUAAAGUAUGUGAGGAGUGGAAGGCUAGAAGAAAAGUGACUUCUAAUGGUUGGACUAAUUGGAAUUUGCUGAAAAUACCGAAAGGAAUUCAGGAAAGGAGCUUUCUUUUCAAACCUGGUGGUCGUCUGGCGUGUGAAUUGGCACGCCAUGGAGUAGUGCUAAAGGUGAAUGACUGGGUAUUCUGCCAUGGUGGUCUCCUCCCACAUCAUGUCAAAUAUGGGGUUCAGAAAAUGAACAAGGAAGUCGCUCACUGGAUGCGAGCGGAGAAUAAUAAUAAUAAAGGAAUACAAGAAAAAAUCCCAUUUAUAGCAACCCGGGGCUAUGAUAGUGUUGUCUGGAGUCGUUUAUAUUCACAAGAAACACUUGGCACGGACAGGAGAAAUUUUCAGAUUUGUGGAAUCUUAGCAGCAACUUUAGACUUAAUUAAUGCCAAAGGCAUGGUAGUCGGUCAUACUCCCCAAACAACUGGUGCAAACUGUAAAUGUAACAGCAGAAUAUGGCGCAUUGAUGUUGGGAUGUCAAGUGGAGUUCUAGGUGCAGUUCCAGAGGUGCUAGAAAUUAUAGAUGACCAAGUAAGAGUGAUAAGAGCUAGUACAGACAAAAUGCUCAGAGAAGAAACAGUGGACUACUAUAGUAUUUGAGCAUUCCAAAUUAGUUCACCAAGCUUCACAAUUAAGAUUCUUCACGUCAUAACUUUUUUAGCAAAAAGAAGUAUCAUAAGCAUGCCAUUGGAGUCCUGGAUAAUAUUUUGUACUUUUAGGUAGUUAUCAACAAGAGUACAUGCUUGUAUUGGAAUACAUAUCAUAAUAGGACAUCAUCUUGCUUCUUCAGUUGGGCAGUAUGCAUAAUGGAAUGAAUAACAGGGAAAAUACUCAAGGAUUUCGGCUAUGAUAUCAUAAAAAGAUACAUCUUGCCUUUUGUUUUUAGAAAUAUUUGUAAUGAAUAAGCAACAGGGAAAGUAUUCAGGAAUUUGGGCUGCAAUUUGAUGGAAAAAGAACUUCAUAUUCAUUGAUAAAGUAACUGCCAUGCCGUCACUUUCCUGGCUUAUACUAAAAGAAGAUAUAUGAACCCAAAGAAAGGAAAAUAGUUGGGAGACUGAAUGCAAAUGCCACUGGUCAGGUCUCAUUUCUAUUCUUUUAAAUUCGCUGAUGUUAACUUUCAUUGAAUUGAUAUAUUAAAAGUUGUGCUGAGGUGUUGUUGGAGUA
Cryptomeria japonica (Japanese cedar) is the source of this 2089-nucleotide messenger RNA. RefSeq names its product shewanella-like protein phosphatase 1. The transcript is spliced from 10 exons. The record is from RefSeq and is a predicted model, not a curated record. Bases 104 to 1525 code for a protein of 473 amino acids. Gene Ontology annotation, molecular function: hydrolase activity. Lineage: Eukaryota; Viridiplantae; Streptophyta; Pinopsida; Cupressales; Cupressaceae.